UGACACCAGUGGAGCCAUUUUGCCAGAAAGUCGUGUUAAGGGCAGAUCACUCCCUUGGCCGUCGGCAGGUUGACAGGGUAGCAGGGUGCCAAGAGUAAGUGUCAGAGUUCACGGCAAGCAUGCCAAGACAAGAUUUCCAGUCGUUUCUCAGAUGGAAAGAGAACGUCAAGAAAGAAAAUGAAACGAGAAAGCGUUUUGAAAAAUACCAUAAUAUCGACACAUUAAGGGGUGUAACUCCAGAGGAACUGGAGGAGGCCCAGUGCUAUUAUGGUAAACGACGCCUACCACCGCCCACUGUACUGAGGCCAUACGACAUGGUCCUGCACCUGCCGCCUGACUACGACCCCAAGUACAAGAGAGAGAUCCACAAAGUGUGUGAGACAGCCGGCUACAACGCAAGACUCGAGGACGCUCAGCGUGUGUCCUCCAUCCUCGUCAAUGAGGAGUACGGGCAUCGCUUCAGCAAGCGGGUGGAUCCACUGAACUUGAAGUACUGUCGGCGCCAUGUCAUGAAGUACGUGUACGGCACCAGCGGAGUGAGCCUCGGGCCCUUCCGAAAGUAGACUUCAUCCCCUUGGCCAGCCUCUUCCACUCUUAUUCUUACUUUGGAAUGUUUGACAGUGUGCAUUCCUUGACAGCGUGUCCGUGCAUAUGUUUAUUAGGAAGCUUACAGACUGUGUGUGUGUGUGUGAGAGAGAGAAAAUACAUAAUAUUCCCUGCACUUACCUGUAUAUACAUGUGGUCUUAGUAUCUAGAAUGCUAAUGUGCCGGUAGCUUGCAGAUUUUUGUAAACUCUCAAAGGAUGACAACCUUUAUCCCUUGUCUCUCCACACAUUUUUAUUGAAGAAUUAACUCCCCGAAAAACUUUGAAACCAUUGGCACUUUUGAAUUCAAGCAUGCAAGUUGUUUCCUUAGACACUUGCCCCAUUCAAGGCCCUGUUCAUCCUUUACAAAAUUGUGUAACAGUACUGCUGUUUUUUUUUAUAAAUAUAUAUCUUUAAAAGGCUUUAUAAAUUUCAAAUUUGAGUAACUUGGAAGAAUAAGCAAUGGAUGACUGUGUAUCUGAAAACUUGAUGUAAAAUUAUUUCUAAAUUUUGCAAUAAAGUAUCGGAAGAGGCAA
Pomacea canaliculata is the source of this 1120-nucleotide messenger RNA. RefSeq lists its product as uncharacterized. The record is from RefSeq and is a predicted model, not a curated record. The transcript has 4 exons. Bases 120 to 563 code for a protein of 147 amino acids. NCBI's taxonomy places the organism in Eukaryota, Metazoa, Mollusca, Gastropoda, Architaenioglossa, Ampullariidae.